Messenger RNA from Penicillium lagena, 273 nucleotides. Its product is annotated as Con-6 family protein. The record is from RefSeq and is a predicted model, not a curated record. The transcript is spliced from 3 exons. NCBI's taxonomy places the organism in Eukaryota, Fungi, Ascomycota, Eurotiomycetes, Eurotiales, Aspergillaceae. Bases 1 to 273 code for a protein of 90 amino acids. Gene Ontology annotation, cellular component: cytoplasm.
AUGGGUCGUGCGAACGGAAACGCUGAGAACAAGCUCCGGGGCUACAAGGCCGCUAUCUCCAACCCCAAAGUCUCAGAACCCGCUAAGUCCCACGCAAGAGAGGAACUCGAUCGGUACCAGGGUACCCAGAGUGAUGAUGAUCGAUUUGAAGGCAACGUCAAGCGCGGUCUGAAGGCUGCCAUGCACAACCCCAACAACACUGAUGUCGGUAGGCAGCAGGCGCGCGAGAAGCUGGAGACAAUGGGUGAACACCCGGAACAGCCAGCUGAUUAA